Periconia digitata is the source of this 299-nucleotide messenger RNA. NCBI's taxonomy places the organism in Eukaryota, Fungi, Ascomycota, Dothideomycetes, Pleosporales, Periconiaceae. The record is from the annotation of a GenBank genome assembly.
CUAUGAGACAAUCCCACUGUGAUAAGAUAUAUGCCCGCCAUCAUAGCUUCCCCGAACGUGAUUAUCUGAAUGGGUCUCACAUCUUACUCCCUCCCUUUCCUCGUUACUGGUCUCCAGGUUUGCCAGCAUGGCACAGGGCAAAGAGAAAAGUGCCGGAUCAAAUGUCGCAAGUGUUUUUGCAAAAUGAUAAGCAGGUGCUAGGACUCGAAAUGAGUAUCCCACUAGAACCCCUACCCCUUACCCUUGUCAUGUGCUCAUGCGUAUACCCGGCAUUUUGUCUCAUCACCACGAAAUCCUGA